GAGUCAGACCGUUGAGAACGUUCGUGCGUUUCGCAUUUCAAAAAGAAAACCUCAAACAGUUUUUAGUUAACAUUUCAGACCGGUAUCUUAAGAAAAUAAUAAGUGUAAAAGAAAAUCAUGAACGAUUCGGAAUUAAAUUCGGUUUUAACUCGACGACAAGAGAUCAAUGAGGCACUCGAUAACGGGGAUCAAGUCAAAUUAAAAUACAGGGUGGUUAAUGUCUACUCUGAAUUUUCGGAAUUUACCAGGAAAGAAAUUAAACAGUACGAAGGAACGUUUCAAAAAUUUAAUACGAACAAGGAUAACUACUUAUGUUUGGAACAACUAAAGAGAAUGAUGGAGAUACUGGGUGCGCCACAAACGCACCUGGGACUCAAACAAAUGAUAAACGAAGUGGACGAGGACGAGGAUGGACGUUUAUCCUUCAGGGAAUUCUUGUUGGUCUUUCGUAAAGCACGCGCCGGUCAACUCGCCGAGGAUUCCGGGCUGGCCGCUUUGGCCAAAUACACAGAGGUUGAUGUGAACAAGGUCGGGGUGAACGGCGCGAAAGAAUUUUUCGAAGCUAAAAUCGAAGAUUUAAAGAAACUAAGCAAAUUUGAGGAAGAAAUUCGACAGGAACAAGAAGAUAGGAAAAGAGGCGAGGAAGAAAAAGCAGUAAGACGACAAGAAUUUCUAGAACGAAUGGCUAUUUUUGGAAAAUAAGCAUCUUAUUUGUUAUUUUACGAUUAACUUUACCAAAUGAAUUUAUUAUUAAAUAAUAGUUACA
Molecule: messenger RNA, 766 nt
Organism: Onthophagus taurus
Lineage: Eukaryota; Metazoa; Arthropoda; Insecta; Coleoptera; Scarabaeidae
Gene: Swip-1
Product: EF-hand domain-containing protein D2 homolog Swip-1
Molecular function (GO): calcium ion binding
Source: RefSeq, a predicted model, not a curated record